Periconia digitata is the source of this 1601-nucleotide messenger RNA. The record is from the annotation of a GenBank genome assembly. NCBI's taxonomy places the organism in Eukaryota, Fungi, Ascomycota, Dothideomycetes, Pleosporales, Periconiaceae.
CCGUCAACGCAACGAGAUGGUGCUUGCCGUUCAUACGCAUCGAGUGUACUGAUCAUACUUUGAACAUGUCCCAACGGCAAUAUGAUUGCGUCAUCACGAACGGUGUCCUUGUGACUGCGAACGAGGUUUUACCGAUUGGUCUUGAUAUUGGCAUCAAAGAUGGCAAAAUCGCUGCGCUUGGAUUCAGUCUUGCAACGGGGCAAACCGACACCAAGGUGAUAGAUGCCGAGGGUGGCUACAUCACUCCGGGUGGGAUAGACUCGCAUACACACAUCCAACAGGACAAUAUGCCUACCGGAGACACGUGGGAAAGUGCCUCUCGGAGUGCUAUUGCGGGUGGAACGACUACCGUGCUCGCUUUUGCUGGCCAGAAACGCCACGAAACCUCUGUGCUGGACGUCGUGCAGCAAUAUCAUGCAAAGGCGGACGGCCAAGUAUAUUGUGACUAUGGUUUUCACGUCGUUCUUACGAAUCCCACGCAGGAGAUUCUCCAGGAUCAGAUGCCAAAGUUGGUCAAUGAGCAAGGUAUCACGUCUGUCAAAUUGUACAUGACUUAUGAUCCGUACAAACUCGACGACGGGCAAUUACUCGAUGUCAUGUUAUGUUGCCGCAGCCUGGGGAUAACGACCAUGAUACAUGCGGAAAAUUCAGACAUGAUUGCUAUGGUGAUCAAACGCCUCGAAGCAAAAGGGAACACAGAUCCCUUCUUCCACUCCAUCGCAAGGCCGCGCCUCGCAGAGGACGAGGCGUCCUAUCGAGCCAUAUCGCUUGCCGAACUCGUCGAUGCUCCCAUUCUCCUGGUGCACAUGUCUUCUGAAUCGGCCGUUGAGCAUGUCCGGGCUGCUCAAGCGCGACUCCUACCAGUCCACGCGGAGACAUGUCCCCACUACCUGUUUCUUCUCUCCGAAGAGAUCAAGCAAUGCCACGAUGGUGAUCAUUCCCACGGCACCAAGUUCAUCUGCGCACCGCCUUUGCGCCAUCAUGCAUCAGAUCUUGAGGGCUUGUGGCGCGGUCUGGCCAACGGCGCAUUUACCGUAUGGUCUUCCGACCACGCUGCCACGAAGUAUGAUCACCCCCUGGGCAAGAAGGCGGGCAUCGUGGACGGUGUCGUGAAAUUCUCCAAAGUACCCAACGGGUUGCCAGGCCUCGAGACGAGGAUGGCGCUAUUAUUCAACCAGUCGGAAGGAUGUUUACCCCCCGAAAAAGCACGUAUCACUCUGCCACAGUUUGUGAAACUCACAGCCAGCAAUGCGGCCAAGUUGUACGGAAUGGAUCACAUCAAGGGAACUUUGAUGGUGGGAUUUGAUGCGGAUUUAGUCAUUUGGUACCCGCCCGGCGAUUCAAGAGGCAACGUCACCAUCAGCCAGGAUAAGCUUCAUCACGGCGUUGACUACACGCCUUUUGAAGGCAUCUCUGUUCAAAACUGGCCUAGAUAUACGAUCGUCAGAGGCAAGGUGGUGUGGCAGCAUGAUGGCGCAGGUAUAGUGGGAGACAAGGGCUUUGGACAAUUUUUGCGUCGCCACAAGGGAAAACUCGUGACGGGAAAGAAGGGCCUGCAAGGGAAAGGUAUGAUAGCAGGGGAGCGAGAUCUGUGGCUGUGA